GGUUAUUUGUAAUGGCAGGAUUCCGAUCUCCUUGAACUUUAAUGCUUACUAGUAUUAUGGGACAACAUCGAUUCUUCACUGGCUAUUUUACUCUUUUGUGCUUUUUUAUUGACGUUAUUAUAUCAGGUAAGGAGUUCAGUUUCUUUCCUUAACAUGAUUAACAGUUAAAAUUCAAUUGCUCUGUAAUUAACUGCCGUGAUGUCUGGAGGUAUUUACAUUUCAUGUUUGCCGAAAUAAACAUUUAAUAUCAUUUUGAAAGCAACAUAAUAGUUCCAGGUCCCUCCUUGGCCACCUUGGCAUCUUGUAUCAACUUCACCAAGUCACUAAUCAGCUAUAAGUCGCUAAAACUGUCACAUCAACCGAUGACUUCGAUUGGAGGUCGACAACUGUCCACGAAAUUGUUAAUCAUUACUGUUUAAAGUUUUUUUGAUAAAUAAGAGUUUAUUAUCUCCCAUAAACUUUCUCGGUAAGUUGUCGCUGUCUGCCUAAACGAACAUUCGUGCUGCUUUGUUCCAUUUCAAUUCUCCACUUAACACUUUUCUAGAAGAAAGUGAUUUAGAGUACAAAGUAAUGCCAAAGAAACUUGGUUACUAAGAAUACUGUCGAAGUUUUCGUGGAUCAGUGGUUUUGUUGCUUGUCUAGUGUUUAUUUAUUUCUUUAUUUUUAUUUUAUUGUGCCAAGCAGCUCAAUCGCGUUUUGAGUUUCCUUCACAGGCAAUUUAAAAUCUAAAUCACAAUGUGUAGUGUGGUAACAAGAUAUAUAACCUUCCAUCAACUUAGCAAUUCAAACUUGCUGGGUUGUUAAAAGAGGCACUUCUCAAUAGAAUAAUUCAGUGACUCUCCAGAGCCAAUUUAAAGAGAGGAGUACUCAACUGGUAUGAUCUCGCUAAAGUCUUUUAAAAAUUACUUCUGCCUAGUCUGCAGUCAAGGAAUCCUAAUAGGACAUUCCAUCAAGAGUCAAUACCGCUGUUUGGAUCGACGUAUUUCUAUAAGAUUCUAGAAUAAGCCUGUGAGUUAUCACACCACGGUAUUAAUCUUUGAAGCUAAAGGAAAAUAUUUAUUUCAGAUGCGAUAUUUAUCUGGACAUCGCCUCCUCCCGCUUGGAAUCAAACCAACCCAGGAACAGCUGAUAUUGAAACAGCUGUAAUCCAGGCAGUCAAUGGAAGUAAAAAUGCCACUGUAAGAUGGAAAUACACCCUAUUGCAUAAUCAGAACAUCGCUUUCACUUUCUUUGCAAUUGGUGAUGGCAUAAGCCAACCAGAUGACAUUGGAUUUGUGCUAAACGGAAGCUCAUCAAUCAAUGACAGGAAUGACUACCUAGCACGGUUUAGUAUUGGUAGUACGAGCAAAUAUUCUACGCUGAUAAUAAGAACAGUGACAAAGAGAGAGAACGCUACAUUCCAAUGCAGAGUGCAGGUGGGAUCAGAUACGUGGGCUUACAAUGUACGGAUUGAAGUAAACGGUAAGUUCAAGGAUUAAGUGGCAUUUCUAUAAUAGCCUUAGAUAACUUCGCUAAAUAGGUUCAUCUCCGUCAUCUUAAAUAAAGUUAUCGUUAUUGUGCUUUGCAGAAAAGCAGAGUUUAAUUCUUAUAUAUUCAAGCUUCGUGUAACAAAGACGAAGUGAUUAUUACUUAACAAAAUAGAGCCCUUCAGUUCGAGUCACUCGUAAUGGGCCACUUUCGAUAUACUAAAAUUCACAAAGAAAAUGACUAAAAAUGCUUAUUCGUUUUCUUUUAUGGUGUUCUCUAAAACUCGCUAUAAUGCUGAAUUUUAAUAUAUCGAAAGCGGCCUAUUUAUUGAAUAGCGCUGUAAAAAACAUUUCUGUCAUGUUUUCACUGAAGUGCUUCUACAAAUGAGACACUGGAUAAUCUGUAGAACAAAGCUUUACAGUACAAGUUACGGUUUUUUCACGUUGCAAAUACUCCACCAAUUUGGUAAAUAGUUUAGGAUAACUUAGAGGUUUUCUCUUUCACGUGCCUUUAAAUUUUUAAUUGUGUUGCCUUCGUUAUCAAUACAUCAACUUUCUCGCUUGUUUCGGUUCCACUAACAGUUCCUGCAAGUAUCACUCACAUCUCUGGUAACCAGACUGCAACCCUCAAUGACACAAUUAAUUUGAAAUGUUCAGCUGAAGGUCACCCAGCACCAAGCGUCCGCUGGAUAAGAGCCACUGAUACCAGUUCAGUCACCUUUCCAUUGACUAUAAAUGGCAUAAAAGAUGAAGGAGUUUAUCGAUGCAUUGCUGACAAUGGUUUUGGCAAUCCAGCAAAUGGUGAUGUUUUCAUCACUGUUCAGAGUAAGCUCAACUAGUGAUAUCAAAGCAUUAUGUUUAUAAACAGAGGCCAACUGAGUCCUUUUUUUACAAAAGUUAAAAAAGGGAAUCAUAAUUUAAGGAUUUCGUACAAUUAAAAUUUCUCCUGCAAAAGCUAAAGGAAGGGGCCAGGGGUGGGGACGUUUUUGUAUCGAACUUUUGACUUGUCAGUAUCAGUCUAUGAUUGUAAACUUCACUGAGUCAUAAUGGUGCCAACGGCAUUUACUGGGAAGUGAAUUAUAAUAGCUGUUCAUGUUCUUACAAAACUGAAAAGUGGCUGUUACACUCUGAUAUAGCGUUUUACCGAUACACAUGUAGGUGGAAUAUGAUCAUCCGAGUGAGUGGAGCCUUGACUAAUUUUUGAUGGCAACGUAUGUCGUACAAGUUGUUUUUAACGGUCCUUCUGGUUCUCAUGGGAAUUGACUCCAUUUUCAAAUGGCGAUUAAAGCGACGGACUUUCAAUUUUAAUCGAGCGAAGAAAGUGUAUUUUCCUCAGGAUUUGUCAGAUUUCGGACAAUUUGCAUUUGAAUCGUUUGCCCUGCACUCUGCAACCUUGUGAAAUAAUUCGGUUGCGCGCGCUGGUCUUUGUUAAAAUAAUUUUGUCAUUAAGACUACAUGAUUAUUUUUGUGAUAUCUUGCAUGUCAGUAAAGCCAAAGGUAAUUUUCUCCCGUGAGAUGUUUUGGUAGUUUCCUUUUCCUCUUUUGAUUAUAUUAUAAAACAAACGGCAAACGGCUUAUCUUGUACUAUUGACUUAAGUUGCACUUGGGAGCAUUGCUAAGCACUCAAGUAGCUAGAGUCCCUUCUUUCGUGCUUAGCAACCCCCCGCGUGCAACUAUAACUCACUAUAACUGAGAUAAUACGCUCGCUUUGAUUACCCGGGAGGCAUGUGUGCAUGAGAGUAUGUAAACAUCGUUGUGACGUCAACAUGUUUUGCUUUUUGCGCGCUAUUCACACAAGCACGAAUUCGAAUUUGACCCGACAAUUAUACUUUAUUUACCUAUUCCCUCGUAGGCUGAAACUUGUAAAAUCUUUACAAAACAUGCUAUGUCAAUUGUUUUUCGCUUAAGCUGACAUUUUGAGCGAGAAACAUCCGUAUUUUGGGAAGCCUCUGUUUUGCAAAACAAGAACUGAUUACGCGUGCAAAACUUCGCGACUGGGGAAAAUUUCUCUUUUAAUCAGUGCCAUAACAAAGAGUUUUUCGUUUUUUCACGGGAGAGUUAAUUUAUAAAAGCAAUAGAAAAUUUUUUCCUGUAUUUGCAUAGCCUGAUAUAAACCCGAGAGGGGUUGGGAGAAUUUUAGACAGUUAUGCAAAACCCGAGACGCAUAACUGUCUCGAAUUCUCCCAACCCCGCUCGUGUUAUAUCAGGCUAUGCAAACACGGGAAACGUUUUCUAUUGCUUAAAUAGUACACGCUGUGCAGUUUGCCAUUUGUUAAUUGGUUAAUCUAAAAGCAUUGGUGGAAUAAAUAACUGCAUGAAAAUAAUAAAGAGAUGUUUCCAAUGUUGUUUUUUCAGAUUACACUCCGACGAACACAAAUUUUACAACCAAUUUGAAAGGAGCUGCAGUUACUUUAGGUAAAUACUUUAACCUUACCUGCAGUGCCGUGGCAAAUCCUCUAGCAAAAUUCCGGUUCUAUAGAGGGCAAGAAAUUUUAUUUAACACAACAUCUGGAGAUGUUGUUACAGUGUACACAAUAUCACUAAAUGAAAGAGUCAAUCAGGUGGAUUUCAGCUGUAUUCCCUACAAUGAUUUUGGUGAAGGGCCUGCAAGAGUUAUUACUGUAACAGUGUUUUGUAAGUAUAUGAUUUGGUUAUUUGCACUUAUCGUUGUUCUUGAUACCUCCUGUUACAACAAUGAAACCUGAUCAUACAGUCAUACUUCUUCUUAUAGAGCAUUUCAACUUGUCGUUAUGGGUCUGUCGUCUACAGCACCGCGGAACUUUCACGUGUAUCAGGAGAAUGGUUCACUUUUUUUAAUGUUGGUCUGAUAAGCAUAAAUUAUAUUUCUUUUCUGUCUUACUAUUGUGUUCUUCGUAGCGCUUGUCACGAGAUGCAAAUUGAAAAAAAGUUUUAUAAAGAUGUCAUCUUCAACUUGUGAUGGGUAUGGUACAUUCCAACUCCCACUCUCUCGGGGAUGACGUGCGAUGAGCCACGUCAAAAGGAAUACUUGGACAGUCACUUCUGCGUAUAGGUGGAGAGACUAUGUACUAUUUACAUGACAGCCUUGACUAAAAGUUUAACGUGUUUUGUGCUUAUUUAGAUUUGCCAUCUGCCCCUGUUCUUACAACUACUCCUAGCAACACCACAAUACUUCGUGGAAACCCACUGUCAAUUAUUUGCCAUACUGAUGCCAACCCUGCUGCCCACGUGUAUCAGUUCUAUGUUAAUGACAUCCUUAUUGCAAACAGAAGUAACGGCGUUUUGAAUAUUACUGUCAACAUGGAUGGAAGGUAUACUUGUCUUCCCGUCAAUUCAUUGGGUCCGGGACACAAUACCACUGUCAACGUCACCGUAGUUGGUAAGUAUAGAUUUAACAAAUAGACUCCAUGUUACUACGCGUCUGCUUAUAGUAAUAGAUCACAGGCGACGUCAAAAUUGAGUAAGAACAAAAAAGAAGAUGCACACAAGCCGAAGGCAAGUGUGUCAUUGGUAUUCUUACCACACUUUGACGUCGCUUUGUUAGUUACUACUUUGAAGAUGCGCGACAACAUAGAAUCUAUUAGUUUUAUACGAUGAACAGAAAUAAAUGACAAAAAAGGAAUUUCCUGAGUUAGCAGUUACUUAUAAAACGUUUCUGAAAAGCGUUUUGCUAUACCUUUCCUUGCUUAAUCCGAAAUAAUUAAUCUUGCCAAUAUUGACACGUCCGUUGGACAAAAGAAAAAAUGAGAUCAUAGGUGUGUCUUACAGAUUAUUAAAAACUUCCUAUCAGCGCGCACUUAGCAUUAAUCCUUGGGCCUUUCUAAAACAAAAUGACGCAUUCUUUUCAUAACAGUUUUCCAGAAGAAAUGCAUUUGUUUUUCUCCUCACUCUAUAAUGGAAACAUUUCUUGCAGAAAGCGCGUCAGUAGAAAUAAAGACAACCGCAGAUUUUGUUGUGGAAAGGAAAAACUUCUCAUUAUUUUGUAAUUCGUCUGGCAAACCUAAGGUAUCCAUCACGUGGACCAGAGUUGGCAGUUCCGAGGUCCUAUCGAAAACAUCAAUACUAACUGUGGUGAAUGUAAGCAGACCAGGAACUCCUGAUAAUGUGAUCCAGUAUCAGUGUUCAGGAGAUAAUGGGGUGGGAAGUCCCGCUAUAGCUGUUGCAAAUAUCACUAUACUUUGUAAGUAUGUGCCAUUAGCUCCUUUAAUAUUAUGUGGCUGUCCACCUAAGAGCGGUCCGGCGAGUUUGGGAUCGCCAGUAAUCCUUCCCUUUAUUUUUUGUGGGUGAAAAAGACUUAAUGAGGAAUGAUUAAAAUCGAACUAAUAUUUUUCGAAAUCCUUUUCUGUACUUCGCUACAGCACAAAACUUCUUUGCUGUCCGAGAGCGCUUUUUCAACCUUAUUCGAUGGCCGAAAUUCGAUGAUUUUAAAAGCCGCGCUUCUUCGUAACGGAUAAAUAUCGCUAAAUAAUACAUAGUACAAAGGAUGUAGCUGCAGUUGACCUGUCCUAUGACAGGAUAUGGAAUAAUUUGACGCAAAAUUAAAUUAAAUUAAUAAAAUCAAGCACAAGCCCCUUUGCGGUUUUCCCCCCCCCCUUGACAAAUUCCUCCAAAGUAAAAGCUAAAAUCUCCAAAGCGGUACAAAGAUCACAGGUAAAAUGAACUUCACUGCAAAGAUCUUACCUUAUUCUGCCAGAAAAUAAAGUCAAAGGUGUGGGUAUCGUUCUGGGUUGGACGUGAUCAAACGUUUUUAAGAGCCUCUUUUCGGCAUUAUUUGCAUAGAUUUGCCCGCUUAACGGUUCACACACAACGACUUUAAUUUAGUAGAUAUUUUCUCAGCAGCUGAGAAUGUUGUUGUGUAUCCUCAAAAUAGCGAACAUAUGUUUUCUAUUCACUAGUCUUUUUAAGUUUGUAGAAAUGAAAGCCGAAAAAAAUGCCAUAAACUGACAUUCUUGAUCAACCCGUCGGAUAUGCAAAUUGUGCUUGUUUACAGCCAGGUUGUCCAUUUCAGCUAUGUUAAAAUCUCAAACUACGUACGGUUAUUAACUUCUUCUCAAAUGUAAUCAAUCUUCAGCUUGGAAACUCAGCAACUGGAUACCCUUUUUAAAAUAGAAAUUUAUCUCAUAUUCCAUUUGAGUUUCUUUUUCCGUUUCGAGCAUUUGACAUGAUUUGAAUCAUUGUUGAAUUCCCAGAUCCGUGUUUAUCCCUCAUUUAUCAUGAACAUGUCGGAUUCUCUGACCUCGGGUGACGGCUUUUCUCGUGUAGCUCUUGAGAAAUUAUUAUGAAUCACCUUACGUUUGGUGAAGGGUAUGUCUGUUGGAAUAUUUUUCCGAGCGCGGGUAAUAUUGAACGUUUGUCCCACACGCCAUCAGUCGUAUGCUAAUUUGCAUUUUUGUCACGCAAUAUACCUCCUGUAUCGAUCCCUUUCUUUGCAUAAACAAAUAAAGGGUGAACCAUUACUUUAUUGAUAGGGGGUGGGGGGGAGGACAAGGACACCGAGAUUAAAAAAGAAUUUACAGGGCUGGAAGGAUAAUAUAUAUUAUAGCGGAGCUCCUCGCGCGCGCGAAGCGCGCGCAGAGCGGAGCACCAUGGGUAAGAAAAUUUGGAAAACUAUCCAUCUGAGAAAAUUUGGUUAUGACAUAGCGUACGCCCGCCCGCCCGCCCACCCGUACACACGCUUCAUGUAAGCCGAUGUCAAAUGUCACAAAGGAUCUUGCACAACUUGACUCGCCUCUUAGUUAUGUAAGCCAUCCGUAUGAGUACGAUUAGAUUGACAGCUGUCAAAAUUAGGCAUCCGCUGACAAUUAUCACAUGACUAUCUCGCGGGCUCAGAUGAAAGACCAGUCGUUUUGCCCCUACAUAUAAGCGGAUAUAAUAUGUCACACUUACCAAUUCAACAUAAAAACAAAACUACGCCGGGCAAGGCUGUCAGUUGGCUGACAGUCGUUUAAAGAUAUAUUGGCAAGCCAAAUUAAGGUCAAUUGACAGCUGUCAAAAUGGGACAUGUGCAGACCACUAUUAGAAAACUAAUAACGGGGGCUCAGGUUCGCUCAGGUACACGAUCUGGCAUUUUCCACUAUAUGCCGGACGGAGAUGUCUUACUCACACUCGUAGUCUGUUAAUUCGAAUAUUCGCCAUUGUAAUGAAGGUUAAUUGACAGCUGUCAAACUAGAGUAUACGCUGACCAUCAUCAUCUGAGUGUAUCGCGGGCUCAUUAGCCUAUCCAUUGAGGUCACGUGGUGUUUAAAGUUUUGCGCUGAUAUUUUAUUUGAUCACGGGCUCAAUUCGAAGUCCCAUAGCUUAGAAAAUCGAUCCAUCUUAGAAAAUUCGGCAAUCACGUGACCGUACACCGACCACCCGACCUUCCGUCCGUCCGCACCACAGGUAUACCAAUGUUUAAUCUCACACUUUCUAGCUAGUCUGGGAGCCUGCAACCUGAUAUUGUACAUCCAUGUUUUGAUUAAUUGACAGCAGUCAAAAUAGUGUUACUGCUGACCAGUAUCGCCUGACCCUAUCGCGGGCUCAGGUAUCGACCCACUGAGUUCGAGUGUUUUUUAACGUAUCCGCUGACAGGUUGCUACUUUUCAAUUAUCGCAGGCUCAGGUUCAAUUUUUUUUAAAAGCAUAUGAAAUAAGUCGAGUUCAUGAGCCGCACUUUUAAAAUGUUGAUUUCGAACUGUCCUCGGACGCGAAAAUUCAACCGGCUUUUACAUUUACAUGCGGGGAAGGCAAUCACUUUUGACUUUUCUCACUGUCACGUGUUGAUCACGCUCUACGUUCAAUUUUUAUGUUCUGAUUGGUCAAAAUUUGACAGGUGAGUUCAUGCGGAAAAUUUAUGCAGCGUCUGGAAACUUGCUUACUGAUAGCUGGAGCUUACAGAGUUUUGUAUCAUCUUGUGAUGUUUUAAACUGGCUGUUUCUACUUGGUUUACAAAAUGAAAUACAGCUGCUAUCAAGAUUGUUCUGUAAUUCAUGGCUGGUUUGUUUAUUGCGCUCUUUGUUGACAAAUGCACCGCUUGUCAAAGUCAUUGGAAAUCCGAUUUCGGAUGGCAUCGUUUUCAAAAAUGAGCCUACUCACUUGCCCUUGCUUGAGGCGUAAGAAGGUUGAAAAUUCUGGAACACUUGAUGACCUUCAGAAGCAGCAUCUCGACUGGUAAGCCUGAGAAAUUGUUGUCUUUGAUGUGUUUUUUUUUCCGGUUUCCUGAAGUCGAGCGUAUGGUUUAUGCGGCUUAAGUUUAUAUACGAGCAAUGAUCUAACCUACAAUAGUAUCAGGUUUAAAAAGCCUUUAGACAUUUUCUGACCUCAAAUUCAAAGAAAAUGUUCCGAAGAUUAUUUACUUAUGAUUUUGACUGUAAAAAGAAAGCCCUGAGCGAUUUUCUUGCCUCGAGUUCAUCUUGAAAAAGAGCAAACACCGGGAAGCCGGCUUAAAACAGAAAUAAGCUUAUGCUUACCUGACUCAUGAUUUUCAAAGACACUUUACUCUCAAUACUUCUCUUCGUGAAUGAAAAUUAUUGUCUCUGUACAUGUUUCACCGAAUUAUAUUUAUUUUAUUGAUUGUUAGUAGUCCCUCUCGCAAUUUUUAUCGCUGCACCGGUUGUAUCCAGUCGAACAUAAACAUCUCAUGCAGGAAUACUCAAAACGCCGCGCGUAAAUAUCACUCGCUUUUAAAGAUUACACAUAACAAAACCGUCCGCAGUUUAAUAAAUAAAGGGAAAUAAAACCUAAACAUACAAUUUAUCUAUCAUGUUGAAGCGUAAAUGUUAACUCUAUUAAUCGCACUGCAAAUUUAGUGCCUGUCAAAAGUGAGCCCCGUCCGGCUGGCCGAAAAGUGAUUUUGGGAAUUUUUUUAUCGUUUUCCCUUGUGCAAAGGAAGCGCGUGCUUUGAUCGUCGUGGAUAUUGAAUGAGUGCAAAUUCUUGCAAAAUUGUGAAAAACUGCAGAAUUAUAGGUUUAAAUAGGGCAAGAAAGAACAAAUUUUGUCCGAGGUCUGUAUGAUAAAAACAUUGGCCUCAUAGUACUGUUUACCUGAGACGUGAUGAGAAAAAGUAUGUUUAAAAGGCUGGUUUACACUCCACCAGAUUCGUCGCCAAGAUUUACUAGUAAACUAAACUUGUCGAACACAAAAAAUCCGGCCUGAUUUUUUAUUUUGGCCUCUCUUUUAGACAGAGGAAUGCAACGUGUAAAUUGGCUGCCACCAAGGACUAUCGUGGCGCCUGUGUUUCUUAAAAUUAUAUUUCGGGGUUGUCCAAUUAUCCAUAGUCUCUCAAACGGAGCAAUGUUGGAGAGAGUGGUGAAUGCCACAUUAUGAUUCAACAGCUAAUACAAAUACAAUACACAAAUAGGUAGGUCUAUUUGUUUUCCAGGCCUAAUCUAUUGUGAUCGAACAUGAUUGCUAUUUUUGGGUGUACAAAUAAGAUUAUUUAAUAACUCGAUGUAAAAGCUGUUUCACUCUUGGACUGUCAAAUUAUUUUUCUCUAAAAUCACUUAGCCUUUGCCUCAAACGUCAAAUGAAUGUGCCCUGAUCUGCGGAUUACAAGUUUAUUGUUUGAUUUAAAUUAUGAAUUUAUUAACGGGAGCUUCGCUUUUAGCCCUGGCUAAAUCUAUAUAUUACAUACAACAAAGUGCCCGAGUGCUGUCCUCAUCGAUGGUGCUCAAUAGUUAACCUAGAGCAGAAUAGAAGUAGGCUGAUGAAACUGGAUUAAAACUUGAACAUUUGUUGCUACCAAGAGUUUCAUGCCUCUUACGAGGCAAUCAUCAGCCAACUGCCAAAAUUGACGGUUGCAAUCAAAGAUAUAGGUAAAACAGAACAGUAAAUACUAGGCGUGGCGCGUGGCGCGUGGCGGGUGGCUCGUCGUGCUGUUUAUAAUUUGCAAACCUGUAAUGUCUGCCCUGGGCAAUAGAAAUGAACUAAUCUCAGGGUGCAGACACUCAAAGAAAUUUCUACUAAACACUGUCCUAACUUGGUUAGUUCUUGUCGCAAAUUUGACAUGUUGUAAGCAUCACUUAAGUACGACUCGCCACGCACCUACGCCACGCCUGGCAUUUAUUGUUUUGUUUACCUGAUGAUUCGCCUCGCAAGAGGCAUGACUCUCUGAGUAGCAAUAAAUGUUCAAGAUAUAAUCCAGUCCCAUCAGUCUACUUCUAUUAUAUACAUAUAUAUAUACAGCUUUAUCAAGAAGCCAAAAUUAACGCAGCCCCCACCCCCAUCAAUAAUUGAACGGUCCACGCCCAAGAACACGUUAAGUGGCACUUUGCUUGUAAUUAAAUUGAUUCAUUACAAGAAAAAAUCCCUAGCUCCUAUUAUAUGCCAGGGGCACCCAACGACGGUUUCCUCCUAAGUGUAUUGAGAACACUUUUUAGGCUAUUCAGAGUACUUUUAGAUCUCUAGAAAUGUAUUCCAAGUGGCGCUAAAAACAUUUUUAUCUGUUUGGUCAUACUAGGGUAACCGUGAGUCUUUUUUCCCGAAAAUUUGCUGCAAUUUAAAGUUUUACGAAAGUGAGGAUUUUUCUGAUUCCUUUCUGUAUCGCAUUUUCGGUUCCGAUAAUUUUAGGUUUCCUUUCUCUACGAAAAAUAGCUUAACCUGGGGUGUGAAAUAGGAAAAAUUAAACUUAAGAAAAUCGUAGGGAAUUUAUUAGAUUAGCUUCGAAAAUUGUACAUGCAUAGAACGGUCAUCUAAUAAAUUUUUAGUCUUCCUCGAGCUAUACAAAAUUCUAGACAAUUUUGCUUCUCCGAACAGAUAUUUCACAGAAAACAGUCUUUAGGUACCGCUGAUAUGCAUUUGGUGACUUUUUUACGUUAUUUAUUUCUUAUUGCCAAAAAGUAAAGUGUCACAAUAAUGAUCUUAACUCAUAAAAAUUCUAUGAAAGAAAAAAAAAAACUGUCCUGCGGACAACUUUUAUCCUUCUAGGGCCCAGUUGUUUAAUAGGUGGAUAGCGCUAUCCACCGUGUAAAUCGCUAUCCACUGGAUAGAGCAAAUGGUUUCCGUAAUACUUAUCAAUUGAAUAGAGAUUCAUCCGAUGGAUAGCCCUACCCAACUUUUGAACAACUGGGGCCUGCUCUUUUACUAGUAUUGUAAAUAAAGUACUGAACGAAAAAGCAGGUCACAUACUUUCAAGGGUUGAUGUCAUGUUAUAAGUUACUUGAGAUUUAUCGUCUUAUACAAGCAUACAACAUACCUUGAAAGUUAAACUUUCAAACUGUAUACGAAAAUCCUGAGAAAACACCUCCACGAACUCGGCCUAGAAACAAUAGGAAUUUUCUAGGCAACUCGGCACACCCCAAUGCAAUGGGGCAAUUUGUCAGUCCCUGGCCAUUUACGGGGAGGUGCGGCAGCAACUGCAUUCUUUCAACAUGUCUGUGAUUGUGUUUAUUAGAGUAGCCUUUGUAUCUUAAGAUUUGAACGACAUUUCAAAAUAUUCGCAGAUGUUUUCACAUUGAAUUUUGAGAGUACUUCUUGGUUGGUCUGCUCGCAGAUAUCAUGGCCAUCGUACCUGAUUGGAUGUAUUACGCUCAUCUUGUUGAAAAUAUCUUCGACCUCCUUGUCUCUACGUUCGUCAAUAAGAAACGCAAUUUCUUCUCGCAAGAGCACUGAGAGCAGAUCUCCUUCGUCACAAAUUUUAACAUUCUCGGCUUUGGUCAGCCCUUUUUUUCAGUCCUGCUGAUUGCAGACAGUCUGGAAAAGAAUGAUUGAACUUGUCCCUUUGUAAGCCAUUCGUCUGUGGAACGUUCUUGAACUACCUGUGUUUCUGGUCGUUCUCAUGUCCGUUGCGACCUCAGAAAGAUCUGGUUUCCUGCCUGUUUGAGUAUCAACAUCAAAUCGUGCGGUGAGGUAAGACUUGACUUUCUCGCUAAACCUUGUCCCGCCUCCCCUUAACUUCUGCAGCCGCCCAUCCGCUAGCCUCGAAUUUGCAGACACUACUAGGAGAUUUUGGAAGUUUCUCAGUUGGCGGCAAUUUUUACAGUCUGACCCCGACACUCUGUCACUUUUCACGGCACAAGUCUGUUUUCCCUUAUGGUCUGGAUAUCCUCAUUCUGUGCGGCCAGUUGGAUUACCCCAGUCCUUCCCAAGUUCGCACGAUGUAUCAGACAUACAAACAUUUUUUCACCUUGUUGGGCAGUUUUACCUAAAUACCCAGCCCGCUGCAAAGUAAGUUCGUUCUCUGUAAUAUUUUCUUUCGCUAAGUGACAUCGCCUCGAAUGAGCCGUAAUAACGCUCACCUGUUACAUUGACUAAGAGGCACCAACUUGCUUGCUCCUUUAAACUCUCCAAAUCCGCUUUCAUUGCGUGGCAACAAUCCUAAUUAGCAUAUGACCAUGAAGAAAACCCAAAAGGAAAUUGAGCUGAAUUCAGUCUUUAUUAAAGAGCCUUUUAGUUGCUGAGACUCCAAACUCAAAAAGGGCUUCGUUUGAGCAGACGUGAAUUGUAUUCUUUAAGAUUUUGAAAAUUGGUGAAAUCGACAACCCGGUGUAAAUGACCUUUUUUAAAAAUAUAAAAAUUUGCAUAAUAUACGAGCAGAUGAAGAAUUCCUACAUGUAUUUUAUGGCAUUUUAUGUCGGUUUACAGGCCUAAGAUGACCUUCAAAACUACAAAAGUGAGUUAUUUUGACGAAGCAUACCACGAUUCUGCCCCGUGGGAAAAAUAUCAGCCUUAUCAUGUGAGUUAAAGUGUAGGCGCCAAACGUGCAAUUUUAGGUAAAUAUUGACAAAAGGAGCUCUCAAAAACGCUUGUUCGCGUCCGACGCAGAAAGAUACCUGCACCUUUGACUUUAUUUUCUAACAGAAUAAGGUGAGAUCUUUUCUGUGAAGUGCAUUUUACCUGCGAUUUUUGAACCGCUUUGGAGAUUUUAGCUUUUACUUUGGAGGAAUUUGUCAGGGGAGAGAAAAAACCGCAAAGUGGCUCGUCUUUGAUCUUAUUAAUUUACUUUAAUUUUGCGUCAAAUUAUCCAAGAUUGCGUCAUAGGACGAGUCAAGUGCAGCUAAAUCCAUUGUACUAUGUAGAAUUUCGCGAUAUUUAUCCGUUACGAAGAAGCGCGGCUUUUAAAAUUACUGAAUUUUGGCCAUUGAAUAAAGUUGAAAAAGCGCUCUCAGACAGCAAAGAAGUUAUGUGCUGUAGCGAAGCACAGAAAAAGAUUUUGAAAAAAAUUAGCUCGAUUUCAAUCAUUCCUCAUUAAGUCCUUUUCACCCACAAAAAAUAAAGGGAAGGUUUACUGGCGAUCCCAAACUCGCCGGACCGCUCUUAGGUGGACAGCCACUUAUUAGUUAUUUUUUCACUACGUCAUCGAGAACAAAGUAAUAUUUUGCUUUAAAACAAGUCUGUUGACUAAAGGGGUAACUUGUCUUGAUUGAUUUAGAUUUGCCAUCUGCUCCAAUUCUUACGACUAUUCCAAGGAACACCACAGUGCUCCGUGGUAAAAUACUGUCAAUAAUAUGCCGUGCAGAUGCCAACCCUGCUGCCCACGAGUAUCAGUACUAUGUCAAUGACAUCCUAAUUGGUAACAGCAGUGACGGCGUUUUGAAUAUUACUGUCAAUGUAGAUGGAAGUUACACUUGUCUUCCUAUCAAUUCACUGGGCUCGGGACACAAUACCACUGUCAACGUCACUGUAGUUGGUAAGUCAGUAAUAAAGUGAUGCAUAUGGUUUCUUUUCGUACUAAAUUUCCAGCAAGAAUUCGAGAACUGCUCUACUCAAUGGACAAUUUUUUUCGUAGAAACCGCGUCAAUAGAAAUCAAGACAACAACAGAUUUUGUUGUGGAAAGGAACAACAUCUCAUUAUUUUGUAAUUCGUCUGGCAAACCUAAGCCAAGCAUAACGUGGACCAGAGUUGGCAGUUCCGAGGUACUAUCAAAAACAUCAAUACUCACGGUGGUGAAUGUAAGCAGACCAGUAACACCUGAUAAUGUGAUCCAGUAUCAGUGCUCAGGAGAUAAUGGAGUGGGAAUUCCCGCUAUGGCUGUUGCAAACAUUACUGUGCUUUGUAAGUAUGUACUAUUAGUACCUGUAUUAUCAUUUAUAUUAGAUAGCUGGUGGUUAAUCCGAUAUAGUCAGAAUUGUUAACUUCAAGAGCCAUAAUGGGACAGAGACGGAAACGCCUAGUCUAGCACUUACGAUAUGUGAAUUUCACCAAAGUUAUUUUUAGACCAAUUAAACGCUUGAAUUAAUUGGAAAUUGGUUUCCCAGGAGGUCCGCAAACUUUUAUUCAGGGCUGUCAAGAAUUAAUGGCGUCCCGCGUGGAGGUGCUUUUCAGCCACGAAAGUGAUUUUGUAAGCAAAGGAAUUGGUUUUAGCUUGAGAGAUUGUUCAGAUUGGGAGCUAGAUUCCACGAUUUCUUGGGGUUGACUGAUUUGCUAGAUGAUAUAUCAAUUUAUUAGGAGGAACUGAAGUCCGCGGACAGCGAUCCUAAUCACGAAAAUUUAAAUUUUUGGUACUGGAACCUCGGCAGGAAGAAAAAACAACAGCAAAAGGCAAACAGAGGAUAGGGAACAAUUGUCGCACAAAACAAUCAAAGCAGCCAUACGUCAAUUCUAGUGAAGCGCCGUCGACGCACAAUUCGAACAAAAACGCUAAAAUGCAAGCAAAUCACAGCAGAAAUCAAAACACGAAAGCGGAAGAGGUGCUAUUAAAAGGACUACAAAUUGAACUUCGUCCCAUGUGAUCGAACUUCGUAUCAGAACAGCUCAAGACUAACAAUAGUUCAUGACAAAUUUGGAAACCAAUUGAAAGCUAAUGGCUAACCGAAGAAAUACUCGACGCUCAGAACAUUGUAUCUGGAACUUGUUUCUUCAGUUGCAGAGGAGGCAAAAAAAAACCCGUCAACUUCAUUGGACAUUCGAGGUUGUGGGCUUAGCGUGUCAAAACAUUGCAGGAAACCACCACAUUCUCAUACAAAACAAAAUCUCUUUUAGUUAUAUUCAGAUCCAGGAGUCACUUUGGAGAAAAUUAAAAAACCUAAAACCCUUAUUUAGCCGCAACAAAAAGCGUUAAGUUUGCAUCAGGGGGCCAAUCCUGCCGACCCGAAACUCACAGAACCCACAGAAAAUCAAUAUGCGUGUCGUGACCUAUCAGUCUGAGACAAGCGGCAAAAAUCACAUUUGUUAAAUCAAAACUUAGAACCGGCUCCAGCGCAUAAUCUACCCGCCAGAAGGAAAAAACAUAUUGGAACAAGCACCAUUAUUUUAAGCAUUUUAGUUAAUUCUUUGACUUUCGUCAGUUUCUUUUCAUAAGCGGACUUCUUCUCACGCCGUUCUAAAGAGGGAAACAGAAUGAGUCCUCUUCGGACAAAUCAUCGCUUAUCCUACGCUUGCGAGUAGGAACGCUAACUUCAAUUUCUUGAACUGAAAUGCCCCAUCAGGCUCAUUUAAAAUAUUGAUGCCGAAAUCUAGACGCCUGUAAAUCUCACUUAAAAAGGUCUUGUUCAAUAUUCAACAGUUGCCAUUACAAUAUUCUGCACUGUUUGCUCUGAGGCAGUCGCGAGUCGACUUGAUGACGUUUCAAACGAUCAAUUAAAAUAACUUUUGUGAAAUUCACAUAUCUCGGCCAACGCCUUAAGAUUCCCUCUUUGUCCCAUUAUGGCUCUUGUUAACUUUUAAUUUUUAAAUCUGUCCAAUUAAGGAUUAAUUUGGAUAGUUUCAUAUAGGCUUUCCUUUCUAAAAGGCAAACUGUCGAAUUUAAGAAAGAUAGGACAGCUGGUCUGGCCCAAUCAAAUGCAACAAAAUACAAUAGCCAAUACACACUAGCCAAUCAGCGUAAGGUUUCUGUGACAGCUCGACAAAAACUUCUCGUUGGCUGACGGUGGUUCGUCGGCAAAGACUCUUGCUCUUACUGGCUGUGAAACAAUUGUAUGUUUAAUUGCAGAAAGUCUGCGGAAAUCGUUUGAGGUGAUCCUAGAAUAAACAUUUUUUUCAAUCUUUUCAACUACAAACGGUUCAGUGUGCAAUGUUAUUUCUGUGAUACGCUAACAAGUGUGGAUUAACUAACCAGCUGUAUAACUGAUAAGUAAGAGGACUAAAAGCUUUUCCAGUUUGGAAAUAGUUGGAUUCGAAAAAUUACUCUGAAAGCUAAAUUGCAGUUGGCCUACGGCCUCGUCUAGUUUUGAGCGUCCUCGGGAUAUCUUUUAUCCAAUUAUUUCCAAAUUGGACAGCAUGUAGUCCUGUUACAUAUACUAAUACAUUAAUCUGUAACACUUUAUUGACAAGAAAAUGAAGGUCUCUUUACUUUACUAAGAAAAGCUUAUGAAGGAAAAUGUAGCUAAAUAAAACGUUUGGUAUAUUUUGAAACAGGCAAUCGUUCAUUCUGAAAUAUAAAUAUAUUUUAUACCUUUUACGCCCUGUCGCGCUGAUUCUAUAAAGAUAUACGAAUGUGUGUAAUGCACUUGUACGCUAAUGAUGUUUUAAUUGAACAGACAAUGGUUUCUAUUUUUGCCAUGUGUCAAUCAUUAGCUGAUGACAGCAACACCUAUAACCAGUUAUCAAUUAACUGUUUCUGAUUUAUUGUAUUCAUUUAUUUAUUUUUUUUAUUAUUUUUUACAAAUAACGCAUCAAACAAGAUACAAAAUUCUUUACGCAGAAUGCAAGCACCAAGGGGUGGGUUGAGAAACGUGGCACAGCACACGUUUCCUACCGAAUUCAAGUUUUGAAAAAAAUUUAAGUCAAACCUCACAAAAAUUCUUUAUUAUUUGAUGUCCCAUAACAGAACCUCCUUAAUUCAAGGUGGAGAUGUUUUUGUGUUUUUCUCUAUCAAUCAUGAAUGAGUUUAAAAGCUACAAUGUUAUAUUACUUUAUACAAGUUUGCAUAAUAGUAAACAAAAAUGCUACAUACGUUACAACUAUCCAUCAAAGGACUGGAAAACAUAUUAAGAAAGAACAAACAUAAAUUCAAAUAGAUCGCAUUAAAAGGUUUGUAGCCAUUUCAGAAAAGCAUGGCCGCUAAGGUUGUUCACUUGAUGUGAUGAUUUCACGUGACGGGGACCUCAAAGUCAUACAUGUACAUGUAAUUCUAAAUGGCCGCUAUUCUGGAUCUGUUAUCUUGGAUUUAAGUUAGUACAACUUGACAAAAUCAAUAAAGGAACCAUUUUUUUUUUACUUUGGCAACCAGUUAUACCGGAACAUCGAGUUUUUUUUCGUUUCAGCAGCAAUGUCACCCAAAUAAUCAUGCAUCUGCUGCUCCAUGUCUCUUGUUACUAUGGUUUAGUAGGUUGUGCUACUAAACUGGCUUAAUCAUUGAUUCAUCCACAACCGGCGACAAAAUUGUCGAGGCACUGUCCGUAAAUGCAGCUGCUUCAGAGAAGAAAAGAAUCCACCCUCUCCCCCUUCCCCUCAAUUCAAAGUUGGGGUGUUGGAAAAACACUAGAAACGCCAUUAAUGGCAGCGUCUCAACUAGUUUUGAAGCCAAUUACAGCUACAUCAAUGGAUUAAAAGAUAUUGUACCGUUGUAACUGCAGAUCAAUGUCCAUUGUAAGUUAUAUUCCUGUCUUUAAAUGUUAAAGUUUGCAUGUAGACAAAAAAUUAUUGCCAUACGUAAGGGUCCAAAUUCUCUUGCCCCCAAUAAUUUUGUUUGUUUUUGGUUUCUCUUUUUUUUAGAGACAAUUUCGCAUUGUAAAUGAGUUCGCAUGCUGGCGAAACACGAGCUAGCAUCUACCCGGGUCAUACAUAUGAAAGUAAAUAGCUUAAUUCUACUUAAUGCAUCUAAUUUUAGACAUCAGGCGCAAAUGUCAAUUAUGACAAUUGUCCCCUAUCUAAAUUUCGAGAUUUCAGUAGCACAAUUAAAAUAAAUGCCUAACAAGCUCGCAGCCGUUAGAACCUUCGAGAAAUGUUCUUACACUGCAUUCAUUUUAACUUUUGCUGCCAGAUCCUCCAGAAAUUACAAAGCCACAGGCAACUACUUGGAAAGUAGCAGCUGGUACAAGCAUCAACAUAGAAUGCCUAGCAAAUGGAAAUCCAGUUCCACAGUACAUUUGGACAAAUUCAGUAAGCGGCGUCUUUACCACCGACAGAUAUCUAAUUCUUCAAGAUAUAAAUGAUAGCAAAGGUGGAAUAUAUACAUGUACGGCAAUAAAUAGCCUGGGAUCUGCCAACUUCCUUAUCUUGGUUAAAGUUACAAGUAAGUUUCCCUUCGACUAAUGUGUUUUUAAGAUUGAGAAGCCCCAUUUGGAACUUAACGUGUGAAUAACGGCUGAUCUUAUGACCGAUAAACAGGAAUUCGUCUUCCUCCUCAAUAAAGCUUUGCCUAUCAUGAUCAAACCUACAUUAUCGCUUCUUUCAGAAAUUUUUGGAUUUGGCAUUUCCAUCGAACUUCGAUCACUCUGUUGCAGAGAAUGUUACAUCCGUAACCUACAAUGUUCACAAACAUUACCCUAGAGGCCUAUAACAACUCACUGAUUUCUGUGUUCUGAAAUUAUUCCUAGGAGAUGAAUUUCAACUCUUACUGACGAUAGCAGAGGAGAACGGGGUUGAAACUGUCUUUCAACCUGACUACGAAAACUUGAACAGUGAGCCUGCGAAGGCUUUCGUGGAAUCAUUUACGAAUUCGGUAUUUUGGUUUUUCUAUUUUAACCUAUUUUAGCUUGUAUAAUUAAAAAGUAUAUUCUUCUUCACUAACUAAGGGCAACUUCCUGUUUUUCAUUGGCGAAUAGAAAAUACAUUACAAUUCUGUAAUCCCUCACAUUUUAUAGCACUGACUUCUCCACCGCGCUUCUCGAAGAUUGCAUUUCUCUAUUAAGCCUUUUUAUUUCAUCGAUCGUUUUGAGGAUUAAAUCCCAUGCAUGUCUUUCUCUUUGCAUUUUGCAAGAAACAUCCCUUCAAAACGGGUCGCUUAUGUCUCUCGUAUGUGGAAAAAUUUACUUCUUUUUUCACUCCAAAUUACUCUGAAAGUUAUGCGAUUAACAAAGACGCACGGUAUCUAAAAGAAAAAAAAACGUUCGCAGCACCCCAUUAUCAUACAAUACAAUAAAAUAUGCAUAAUAUAUAUUCUUAGUAAUGAGUAGAAAAAUUUCCCAGAUAAUUUUUUUAACAAUUAUUGGCACCUUAGUUAAUGGGGAAAUAACUGGUAGUUCUUUAUCUCUUCCAGGUAAAGAGAAUCUACCAAAAUAAAACAAGCUUCGAAAUGGUCAAAGUGACUGCCUUAAGGUUUGUAAAAAGCGAUUUCAUUCAUUUUUUCUUGUCAUAAAUUGGGAAUGAUAGUCAAUGUUUUUUUUUUCAGGAGAGGCAGUGUAAUUGUGUCUUUCGCGCUUUUCUUUAAAACGCCCCUUGCAACAGAUGACGGACUUUUUGAACUGAGGACUGCUAUGGAUAAGGGGAUCAUUGGUCCAUACACAGUGAGAGAUCUAAAAAUCGUUGAAGGCCCGGCUACCAAAAAUGCAUCUUCUGUUGCACCUACACUAUCUGCAGAGACGUCCACUCCAACUCCUUCUAUAACGCAACCUAAAACUACGGGUGAGUAUCAUUGUUUAUAGAUUAUCACCAUUAAAAAAAAAAGAAAAAAAGAAAAAAGAAAACCAUAGGGUUUAUAUUCUCACUGUGCAAGUUGUGGAACUGCAUGGAGAAUGAUUUGAUUCUUACUGAACAGUAUAAUUAGGCAUGGAUUAUUGCAAAUUACCACAUGUAGGACUAAGUCCGUGUUUGAAGUUAAAAAAUAUUCACUUGCUUAAAAAUGCCGUAAAAUUGAUUGUUUAAAGAGUGGUUGUAAAUCUGAAAACAAAGUUCUUCUUAUUUACACGUACAUACAUGCAAACGUUGUUCUUCAAUUUAGCAAUCGCUUAUAUGCAGACCGAGCUUUUUUUUUGUCUUCUUGCGACAGGGGGUGGGGUUUUCUCGAAAGCCCCUCUCUAUAACUUUAGAACCGCUCAUGAUAUGGCCACCACAAUGACGCAGACUAAUGUACUCAUUGAGACAUUGACGUACUAUGACGUCAUUAUAAAGUCAUAUUGCUGAAUUUAUAGAGAGAAUAAGAAGAAAUGCCGAGGGAAGCUUGAGUGUCUGAUCUUCGAAAUGCUUAUCAUCAGAAACAAAAGACCUACAUUAAACACUCAAUCGGACUCCAUCCGGGCGAAACUUUUUAUAAUUAUUUAAUUGCUAGUUUGCUCCAUUUUCACGCCUCAAUUUAACUUUACAUAUUUCUGACACUUUCUUUUUUCUGUAUAUAUAUCACCAAUUCAUGCUAAUUUUCUUUGCAUUUGAUAAUGAUGACAUGGAGUCAUCGAAACGUCGUGUUGCUUUUUUUGCGUUGAUUUUUCUUUUAAAUAGAAUAAAAAUUUCAUCAAUUUAUUCGGCUAACUCAAUGUUGUACCUAGUUCAAAUCUCCCAAGGUUAAAAUUCUUUGUGUAUUGUAUUUGCAUUAUAAUAUGGCAUUCACAUUUAAAUGAUAUGGAAAUUCCUAAAACAAAACGUUUUAUUCCCAAAGGGUUUGAAUUGGGUUAAACAUUGAUUUAGCCGAAUAGGUCUAUUUGUUAUUAAAGAAGGAUCUGGAACCGUCCGCCAUGUUGGAUCCGCCAUUUUGAAUUUAUGUAAAUGUAUUCAAUUUUACUUAUAAACGCAUAAAUCAAAGUAGUCGUCAUAGAGAAAUUGAUCUGUGUAUAAAAGAAUGCUUAGGAAGUGGAAAAAAAAAGUUCGCAAGUUGAAAUUCCUAGAGAAAUUAACAGCGGUUUAAUGCUCUUAACCCAUAACCCCUUAGAUAAAGCAAGUAACUAGACCAGAAUUAUUAUGGGGAAAAAGGGGUAAGGGAUGAAGUACUCCAAAUAUGGACAGCAGGUCACUUUUCUCUACAUAUUGGUGUAACAGUCUGAAAUCUACAAGGGAAGAGGUAAAAAUCCUCUCUAGAGGGUGAUAAUCCCCCAGGAUAGUGAGAGGUGAUAAUCCUCUCUUGGGGGUGAUAAUCCCCCAGGAUAGUGAGAAGCUAGGUGAUAAUCCUCUCUAGGGCUUGAUAAUCCCCCAAGGUUGUGAGUGGAGGUGAUAAUCCCCCUUGGGUACUGGAGAGGUGGAAAGACCUCUCUAGAUGUCUAAUUCCCCGGUUAAAGGAGUAACAAGAGUCUAUGGGGCAAAGUGUGACCUGUAUGGGAGCACUUCAUCCCGAACCCAUGUUUAUUAAUUGCCAACGACUCUCAAUACAGAUAUCAUCACUAAUUUAAGCUAGGAUUGCGUGCCUGCUGCCCGUCAGGAAAAACCCUCACUUAUUUUUGAGGGAAACCUGAACCCUCCCGAAAGCAGAGCCAGACACUUAACAUGAACCUCGAGGGAGAGGUUAGACGAAAAUGUAUUAAUAGAAGUUGUAAGUAAAUGACAAUUAAACUUUUAUCAACUUAAUAAUCAAAAUAAGGCCUAAAGUAACUAAGUGCACAAGCAUGUUACGAUGCCGGGUACGAUGAUUCCCCUCAGUAGAAAACCCACCUCUUUUCUGCCAUAUCUUCUUGAUAAUUGCCAAUUGAUUCAAAGUGUAAACAACAAAGAUCAGUAGUUCGUAUGACUGCAAAAAGUAUAAGCAGCUUCUUAAAUUUUUCAACAAGAGAAAAGACCUCAUACAUAAAACCUUAAGAAAACUAGCAGAGAGAAUCAAGCAGUAAUAAGGGAGGGUGGGAUGGGAUUUUGUUCCACGAAGAGAAGAAUAUGAAGUGCUAUUUUGCUGAGCUAGGCGCGAAAAUAUAGGCAUCAACUGUACAUGUGAUAGCUGGCAUCUAAUUAGCUGAGCGAAACAAUUAGUGUGACAGGGGUCACAUGCAGGAAGUGACCCCUGAAAGGAAGUGAGCUGAUUCCACUAGUGGUAAGGGCGGGUUUAUGGUUAUCACAUUAACUCCAAUUUAUCCUGUUGUAUAAAUUAGCUUAAAAACUGAACCCAGCAUCUGCCAUUUGGUCAUUUAUAAUUCAUAUUUUCUCUCAAAUAAGUCACUAGAAAGUUUGGAUGACACUAAAAGUUAUAAUAAAUUUGAUAAAUAUUGCUAAAUUACGUUUAAGGCUAUAAUUGAAUAAGUAAAAACAUAAAUAACCCCUUUUUGUAGGAAAAAGCAAAUUUUGAAAAACAUGGCUGCCAAAAACCGGCUGCCAUGGUAAGGUCAAUGUUGACGUACACAUGACGAUGACUUUAAACUGUUCUGAGAUACUUUUUGGGAAAAUUCAGUGAGUUUGGUGGUCAUAGCUUAAACGGUUUUGAAGUUAUUAAGCUAUAAGCGAAAGGGGCCUCAAAAGCCGCCCAGCACCAUCUGAAUAUAGUUAAAAGAAAUCCAAUUUACUUUAACGUGGUUGAACACAGUUUUGUGGGCGGUCAGCGGCAACUCGCGUGACGGCGCGUGUUUUAAAUCAGACAAACAAACAUGGCGGUGAAAAAGCUAUGGUACUCAGAAGACAAUUUCGCAAAAUCUACUCAUUAAAAUUUUGUAAUAUUUAGCCGAAUUAUUACUUUUAUCGUAUUUAAAAAAUGAGAAAAUAAAAAUGGAUGUUGAACAGACGAAUUUUGUGACACAUUUAAUAAUUACAAUACAAUUAUAUUAUUGAUUAUCUAAAAACCCAUCUUUUAAAAUUUGGUCACAUAAGUUUCAAAUGGUAAUGAUUAUCUAUAGUAAGCUGUGUGCAAGUUUAUAGGAAAAUCUAAUGAGCGAAUGUUAUGUAAACUGGGUAAAAGUGAAAUUUUAAGAUUGUAUUCAAUUGCUCAUGUUGCCAUGGAAACUAGGAAAACGUAAAAUUGUACCUGUCGUUCAAAAUCUGUCAUCAGUAUAUUUGUCACUUGCCAACUUUCAGCUUGUGAGCUACAACCUUUCUCUUAAUUGCCAUGAUUUGGCAAAUGACAUAUACUCACAAACUGCCAAAACUCUGUUCAGCCACCUCAGUAUCACUCCUAGAGCUUCCAAAACGACUGGUAUUACUUUUGUCUUCUCCUUCCAAAGGUUAGAUAUUUCCCGAGCUAAGUCUUAAUAUUUUUCCUGUUUCUCUUUUUCUUUAAUUUCCUUUCAACGUUAAGUUACUGUUGCCAGGUACCGCAAUGUCUAUGAUGAAAACUUUUUUGUUCUUAUCAUGGACAGUUAUGUCAGGCCUACGGUGAUUUAUCUCACUAUCGGUUUGUAUGGUAAAAUCUCAUGAUAACGUUCGUAACACUUGCUACCAUAUGGGCGAUCAUAAAAUUUUCAAAGUUCCCAAUGACCAACCAACCCGGGCCAAUGUGUCGUGUUUUGUAAUCUCUUUGGGCAAGCUUCCUGUAGCCACAUACUACGUGUUCUACGUUCCCCUGGCAUUUUCCACACAUUCUGUCCAAUGCUGACAGGCUCUGAUAUUCGAUAUUUGCCUUAAUCACAUGUGCCCUCAAUGCCUGAUCUUGCGCUGCAGUAAUUAGGCUUUCAGUCUCUUUCUUAAGGUCUCCCACUCUCAGCCAGGUCCAGGAUUCACUACCAGCCACCUUUUUUGUCUGUCAUAUGUAUUGCCCAUGGGGCUCUUUGACCAGUCCUUCACUCUUUCCUCGUGCUUUCUUCUCUAACUUAUAGUCAUCAGGAUGUUCCAAUUCACUCCGGUUUCUCCCUCUCCAUGCAGCCUUCAGUAGCCUUUCUUCACAAUUUUGACUAAGAUAGUCGACAAGACUAAGUUCCUCCAGCGUAACAUAAUCGUCCAAGCUGAUCAGCCCUCGUCUUCCUUCUUUACGACUGAUCGCAUGAGGUAUAGGCGGCUACCAUCUGCUCUUGCGUGGAGAGCGUCUUGUAUAAUAAGCAAUUUUCUGGUCUUUCGAUCAAGAUUCAUUAGCUCAACCUUAGUCCACCUAACCACCCCACCACUGUAGCGCAACAGCGACACAGCCCACGAGUUGAUAACUCUCACCAUGUUCCCGCCAUUGAGUUUUGACCUGAUAACUUUCUUUACUCUUCUCACGUACUCCUUACUUAGCCUAUCCUUCACUGACUCGUCUUUAAAAUCAUCCAACUCCAAAACUCCUAGGUACUUGUAUCCGUUAUCACUUUUUCCAAUGCUUGUAGCCUCCUUCCAACUGGAAGUUUUAUCCCCACACGUUUUACCGUCUUACCCCUCUUCAUCACAUCACCACAAACAUAGCACAUUUAUUAACACGAAAGUCUAUUCCAACAUCAUUGGUAAAUAUUCUGACGGUCUGCACAAGAGAGGUCAAUUUUUCUUUCAUCACUUCCAUACAAUUUCACAUCAUCCAUUAACAAUAAAUGAUUAAUUUUUCCCUCUUCCUUGCUGAGUUAGUUUCCAGCGGAUGCCUCGCGUAAGAGACAUAUGAGAGGGAACAUCGCGAUUAUAACAGCAGUGGAGAAAGGGAAUCACCCUGAAAAAUUCCUCUCUUGAUUGCUACUUCAUGAUUUGGUUCAUUAUUAGCUGUCAGUUGAGAAACCACAUCUUCAUGCUCUCCUUAAGAAUCAAAUUGAUGUUUCAGUAGCCCCUACCAUUUCUAGUGUCUCCAUCAUACAAGAAUAAGGAACUGAGUCAUAUGCCUUUUUAUGAUCUAGCCAAGCCAUAGCAAGAUUGGUUCGUCUUUUCUUAGAGUACUGUAGUACUGCUUUGUCUAUCAUUAGUUGAUCCUUGGUUCCCCUAUUGUUAAGUUCUUACGACAUCCCUCUUGUUCGUUUAUGGGAAUAAAUACCUUCGUUCUAAGUGGUCAUAGAGUUCUUCCGCUAUUAUCCCUUUGAGCAGCUUUCACAUUAGGGGUAAGCAUAUAUUUGGGCGGUAGUUCCCUGCUAAAUUUCCCUUAUCCGGUUCCUUGAUCACCAAUACAGUUCGGCCUAGUACUAUCCACUCAGGCACCUGCCCCUCAUCAACACAGUCCUUCAAUUGUCUAGCUAUUUUUCCAUGCAUGAGCUUCAGAUUUAUCAGCCAGAAUGCUUGCCAGAAUGCUUGCAAUGCUUAUCUAGUCCGAGGGCUUUCCAGUUGGGUAAUUUUUCAACUGCCUCUUUGUCUGGUUUACAGUUAUUAUUAAAUCCUCUUGAACCUCCACCUAUUGGUCUUUUGCAAACCCUUUAACCAUAAUGCUUCCUUAUUGUGUUCAACUGAGUUAGCCCAAAGCUCCCUCCAGAAGAACUUACUUUCCUCUGCAUUAUUAUUAUUAUUGACAUUAUUGUUUUGUUAAUUUAACAGAGUGCAAUUGCUCCUGUUAUCACGAAAUUCUUGGAGCAGUUGUUGGUUUCCUUGUGUUGGUCAUUGUUAUCCUUUUAAUUUACAUCGUUACGAGGCGAAACAGAGGUGAAUUAAACUAAUUAUGAAAUUUUAGUUCCCACUGGUAAUAAUUUUAACUGCAACUGUUUCUUUCUUUUUUUUAAAUAAUAAUUGUCUAAGCUUUAACUUUUUUUUUUUUUUUCAUAGGAGAGGGAGAAAAGAAACGGUAAGAUCGCCUUAUAUUAUAGAUGAAAUAUAAAGCUUUGGCUAUAUGAACGCACCCUGAUUUACACUGUAUUUGAGAGGACAUUUAAUUAAUUGUUUUGUCCUUUAAUCGGACGAGUGACCAAUCGAAUUCAUGCAUUUAUAACGAAUGCUAAACUAUUUAUUCCUAUUCAAAGUAGAUUGUAACAAUUAUUUCAUUUUGAUUGUGCUUUUCUCUUUCAUACUGAGAGUUCAGACCGGCUUUUUUUUUUGGGCUCGCUGCGACCGGAGAAAGCUCUGGAGCCCCCGCUUUAACUCAAGAUACGGCCCCAAAAAUUACACAGAGUAAUGUACUCAUUAUUUCCAACAUUUACGCAUAACUUGAUUGGCUCUAUGAUGUAAUUUUACGUCAUUAUGGCGUCAUAUUUUUGAAUUUAUUGGAAAAAUUGAAAUUCCAUCAAUUUUCCUGUCAUGCGAAAACUGCUUAAACAGUAAGGUGUCUGACAAAAUUAAUAAUCUUUAACAACAGCAGUGAUGUCAUGAUGACAUCAACCAUCUUGGAUCCACCAUUUUGAAAUAAUUAAAUAUUUUCAAUUUUACUUAACCCUCGGACGUCCAAAAAAAGCAAAUUCAUACCCCCGCCGUGGUACAAGGGGGAGGGGGUUGAUGGAGCCCCCCAUAGAGUUUUUGCCUUUAAUGGAAAGCCAUUGAUCUUCCCAACAAGAUGAGGUAUAUUUUAUGGGCGGUGGCGCUACUGGAGGUCUGUGACGUCACAAACAAUGGUCACCAUCUUGGCCGUCACCUUGGAUUUUACCAAGAGUUAGAAAUCAGGCUAAAAACGCAAGAAAUGGUAAAUUUUUAUGCUUGACAUGUAAAAGAACACAUAAAUAAGAACUUUGCAUCAUUUUAUCCACAAUCUUUACUAUUAUUGUUGAACGCAGUUGAGAAAACAUGCAUUUUUACUAAAAAAUGGCUUGACCACCUACUACGUAUGACGUCAAAUCUCGUAACCAUAGUAACUGACUAUUACUAAACUUGUCUCAAAAUGCGUGCGGAUGAUAAACGAACAGCUACUGAAAACGUCAGGUUAAGAAAAGUCGCCAAGUUUGGUGUUGAUGGCUUAAACACUUUAACUUUUAGCACCCACCCCCCGGUCUGGAUAGAGUUAAAUGUUAAUGGCAGUCUUAACUCUAGGCCGUUAAGUAAGAAUUAAGAACCACUAAGUUUUACUUAACAAAAGAUACGUGUGUGAAGGUCUAAGUAAAAUCUCAAUUUCUUUUACUUUGCAUCUCAUUUAAGUCGGAAAAACGAUUCAAGAAAAGUUCAAGUGACUUGAAAACCAUCCUUGAGACCGUCGACUUUGCGAACUUGUAGUUUCUUGAGCUUUGAAAAAAGGCGAAGCAAGCCAAUCAAUCUAAAUAAUGUUGCAUUGGAAACUAGCCUUAAGUUAACCUGAAGUAAUAACGAUAGGUUGUGUGUGAAGCUUCCUUUUACUUGAAGAAUUUAAAGUUUACUUGUCUUGAAAUAUUUAUUAGCUUAUUUAGGCUCUAGUGUAAAGACUACCAUUGUCUCGGUCAAUUUAAAAAUACAGUCGACUCCCGAUAACUCGAACCCUCGCUAACUCGAGCCUUGCGCUAACUCGAACCAAAAUCUAUUUCCCCUGGAUUUCCGUCAUUCACUCACUGUAAUUUCACCCUCGGUAACUCGAACCCUCGAUAACUCGAACUCCCGCUAACUCGAACCAAUUUUCGUUUCCCCUCAGGUCAUUUUCCGUAUAAUUUUACCUUCAAUAACUCGAACCAUGUUUUGAGCCCUUAAAAGGUUGGGAAAAAAGCCGUCUACUGGCGUCCGAAACUUUUAAUCUUGGAUUUCCUAUUGACGUGCAGUAGGAGUAUAGUUUACUAGUGGAGGCUGACGUUGAUUGUCACAGGCUAACGUGAAGCAGCUUUUCUUCUCAAAACAGUAAAACCCAUGCUCUAUUUAGGCUAUGUUUUGUUACGUUACGUUCUGAUUUAUAAUCUAGAAGUAUAUCUUUUAAUUUUCACUUGACAUUUCUACAAUUAAUGUGAUUAACAUGUUCACUGUGCAGUAAAAACUGUUUUUUACCUUACUCGCGGCUAUUUUUUUCGAACUCCUUUUUCGAUUUCCCUAGAAGGUUCGAGUUAUCGGGAGUCGACUGUAGUCCUAAGCCGAUACCAAUUAUCGUUUCCUUUCAGUUGUCAGCUGCCUUUUUGCAUCAGUUUAUGUCGUUUAGAAAUUCUACCUUAUUUAGUCCACUUUUUAUAGUUAAUCUAAGUAGAUCGUAUUCUUUCGUAUUCUUUUGCUUCCAAUUGGAACCUACGUGUACCACUACCAAAAACGACUACGUAGCAACUAACAUCGCUACUACAUUGAAUUGUUAUACACGCAAACGCUGUUGUAAUGAACUCUAAGGAUCUAUCGUUAAAUCUGCUUUAAAUCUAUCACGUGAAUUCGAAUCAUCUAUUGCUUCACAACGUGUAACCCCUGUAACUUGUUGAGAUUUGAGUAUACUCAGCAGUUACAAGCCUAAUUUCUCAAGGGAUGACUGUUAAUCCCACAAGAGAAAUUGAAAACAAAGCUUAUGCUUUAUUUUUUUUGGGAAAGCAAAUUGCAUUAUGUUGCUCAUGAAAGUCGCAAAUUGAAUAAGCUAUAUAUCAUUAUUAUUUAUUCAAAAUAUUUCCCCGAUUCUGUUUGGCUAAAAGCACACGCAUAAUUUACCAUAACCAGCUACUGAUGACCAAAUUUGGAAGAAUUUUGCGAUUAAUCUACCGAUGACGUCAAAAGUGCAGCUUCCUUGCAGGUUAAUGCACCGUUAACGGAGAAGACCUCGGGACAAGGUUGAGUUGUUUUGGUUGUAAAAACAAAAAUGGCGGACAUUUCGCUCGUUUCAAGAGUAAGAACUAGGCGAAAUAAUAGCUAAAAACGUGACAAGAACAGCAAGAAGACAACUCAAAGGGCGACAUCUGCUAUUUGGAGAAUAUUUGCGGUACUGAACAACCCAAAACGUGCACUAUCUAAGAUGAACUUAACGUCGAUGGAGGUAAGCAUGUUUUAGCUAUGUUCUUAAACUAGGGAUUAUUUUGAAUGGAUAAUAAAACAAUUAUUGAAUUCGGCUUUCGUAUCGUAUGAAGAAUUAUGGAGAUCUCGUAGGGUGUUAUCACCUUCCUCGAUCUCCAUAACUCUUAGCUUCAUAAGAUACUCAGCCUCAUUCAUUAAUUGUUAAUUAUAAGACCGGCAACCAAAUUUUCGAUAACCUUAUUUCGAGGGAGUCAAAGAAUAGGAAAUUGGCCACUUUAGAAACGAGAAGGGAACUGCAACCACAAUGCAUCCCGCAAUAGUUUAUCGCCGGAAAGUUAACUGGGCCCAGUUUCCCUUCUGGUUUCCAAAGUGUCGAAUGGAAUUUUUACAUAUAGGCUUACUACAAAAGGAAACUUUGUUUAAAACAGUAGACGUUAUGAUCCAAAUUUAGUGAAAGGGUAAAAAAGGACUGAUUUUCCUCGUCUCCCUUUUAUACGUAGAAUGACAUAUGAGGAGCAUUCUGAUCAUAGAGAAAGCUAUUACGUGAGUAAUUAUAUCGUUUGGCUAGAAUGUGGGUUUGAUUUACAGAUGUCAGGAUAAGUUGCCUGUUAUCAGCACCUUGGAUCCUAUAUCUUUUUCUCCAACUUAACUCCUCCUUUUAAGCCUUCUUAAUGGAUCACGCAAAGAAGAGAGCUAAAAAGUCGUGUGUAUGCAAUGCAAUUAACUCUUGGACCCACAAGAAAAUCGGCGUCCCUCACCGUUGUAUUAGAGAGAGGAGUUCUUGCAAGCUUUCUUGAGGAUAGAUUGAUAUAAGACUUAUGGGAUCUUUGCAUAAAGUUUAAUACUGAAAUUUCCAUCCUACAAACUUCCAACUUCUUCUCCACAGAAUGAGAUAGGAAGAGACAACACAGAUCGUCCAAGUAACAACGUCGGACAGGAAUUUUCUGUAUCUGAACCUUCGCCCAUAAAUAUGGAGCUACAAAAUAUAAGUCGAAAUAGAUACAGCUCCACACAUCAAAUAAGCAGACGUGACCCCCAAAUGCAAAAUCCACCAGAAUAUGCUGAUUACACAAUUCUUCAUCAAUCAACUAGUUCUUGGGAAGUUGCAAGAAGUCAGGUGAAUGUAGAGAAGGUUAUCGGUAACGGUGCUUUUGGUCAGGUAGCCAAGGGAACUGCAACGGAUCUUCCAAACAGGCCUGGACAGACUACAGUUGCUGUUAAAAUGCUCAAACGUAAGGAAUUCCAUAUACCAUGUCCCAUCUUACUAAAGUUCUUACCUACAUUUUAUUACAUUCUUUUAAUUCAUUAACACUUAUUUUAACCCAUUGUUAACCAUAAAGCUAUGGAUUUAUAAUAUAUCUUUUUCUAUGGUUGGUUUAAGUAUUGAUUCAUUAACAUGCUGACGCAAUUAACAAUGACUGCAUUCUAUUGUAGUUGCCUGGUGCAAUAUUGUAUUCUUUUGAAGCUUGCAAUAUUUAAGCACGUGUGGUAGUUCCCAGUAGAAAUAGCACCUUGAUGAGGGGGCAAGGGGAUGUAACUGAACAGGAUCCCACCCGCGAAUACCAAAUAAGUGUGUUCAAUAAUAAGGCCUGAUCAGCACAGUUUUCCAAUACAUUUUUUCAUUUGCCAUCAAAAAAAAAAGACGUCGUGAGACAUUGUAUCGUGUCAACAAAAAAAUUACAGGGGUAACAUAAUCGUGGCAUUUUUGAAGCAUUAUGAUAAUGUGGAAAUUUGCAACAUUAUUCAGUUUCGACCUAUGGACCAUUGACGUCUGCUCCCUGCUAAGGUCUAAAAAUCGACAACAGUUUUCCAUGGUCUGUUUUCUUAUCGACCAUUGAAAUGACGUCGUUCAAAACUUUGCACUGAAACAACCCAUCUGCGGCUAGAGGUUCCACUUGAGUUGUCUUUUGUUUGUUUGUUUUCUUUGUCGAUUUGUAUUAAUAGUAGAACUGUCUCUCAGGUUCUUUUCAUCUGAGCUCUGAUACAGAGUAGGUUAGAAUCCCAGGACCCAAUUUGAAGUUUGAAGCGACUCUCGACAGCAAGAAGCAAUACUGAUAUACACUGUAACACCUGUGUAAGCUAUGAGAAUAACUAUGAGCCAAAACUGCUGAAUAUUCGAGAAUAUCGAACGGUGUCAAUCAACUUGGCCCUCCAAAAAACGAGUUCGUGGCUUUUUUUUUGCAUCAGAGCAAUAUACGUUUUGAAAAUUCCAAAGCAACUUUAAGUUUAAUCCAGAAGGAAUUGCUAGCUGUGGGCAAAAUAUUUCCCUGGACGCUAUUCUUUAGCAAAAGUGGGCUCCAUUAAGCUGGCUUUGAUUUCGAAUUUAGUGUUAUGAAAAUUGUUCACAUUAUUGCUAAAUGAUUGCUGAAGGAUUUCUCGGAAAAUGUUAUAAAACGAAGUUCUCCAUGCAUGGAUCACUGCGCCGUUUACUGCACCUAUAUUUAAAACAGCAACAGGCUUCCCUGAGUAGCCAUGAUUGUCAUCAUAUACGUGACUGUUUCCUUACUAAUAUAUUUUCCUUGCUUAGGUGAAGCUCUCGAGUCUGAUAAGGAGGACUUGGAAAAGGAACUAGAGAUAAUGAAGUCACUUGAACCUCACAAGCAUGUCAUCAGCCUUUUAGGAUGUGUCACUGAAACGGGUACUGCAUGUAUUGAUCCAGCUAUAAACGUAACUAAAUUGGGAUACCACAUAGAACUUUAUUGAGGGGCUGGAUGGUGUGGACGCGUUUACAAUUAAUGGUUUAAAAUAGUUUGGCUUUCUAUACUGCUAACGGUUUAUUUCUCACCGUUACGGCUUAUAGACGCCUGAAAGAAGAAAAAGCAAUUGUCAACAAUUAACCAAUCGUUAAAAUUAGUUAUCAAGUUUCAUUGGUUAUUCCUCUAAAGAAAAAGAAGGCUGAGAUAGGGUCCAUCAUCCACAAAAGAAAACACCUGAAUUCGGCCAAACUGAAGACGUUGAAACUGUCCUUGUGAAAAAACCUGAGGCUAACAACUAAUUGUGGCUAACGUUUUAAAUUUAUGACUAGAGGUUAAAAAGUAACACUUUUCUUAGCCUAUCACUAAGCUAUUGGUUACAUGUUACCCAAUGCAUUAAGGUCACGGGGGACACCGUAGGCUCAUUGUUAUGCAUUUAUCUAAAGCGUAUGCAAGAAGUAUAACGACUGAUAUCGACAGGCUUACGGGAUAUUUUUAACUGGAUAAAAGAUGAGCGCAUGAUUUGAAGUGUUCACGUGCACGUGAGGCACGCAGAUUACGAACAAAGUGUUUAUUCAAAAGUAAUAAACGGGCUGUGAAUCAAAUCUUGUUUCAGUGAUUUUUAAUAAUAUGAAAAUGAAUAAAGGGAAUCUUCAGAAAUUUCAACCACAUUUAAUACCAAGAAUCUUUGUACGCUUUUUUUUCGCCUCAAAAAUCCUUGAAAACAUUGCAGCUAAAAACAAAAUGAAAACUUGGAAUGUUAUUAAUCAUAUUCACCAUUAUAAUUACAUAUCUUGCUUGGACCUCGUGCUUUAGUCCGGACACUUUCAGGAAUCUCAAAAUUUGACUAUUCGGACAAUUUUGUGUCCAAGAAUUCAUCCCAUGCAGAUACAAACAUUCACCAGCUGGCACUGCAGAGGGGUAAACUUUGUGGUAGACUGUAGUGCGUUGUGUAUUGAGCGGAAUCCAAAAACAGCGCUUUUAUAAAGCGAUCAUAGGUAAGGCGUUAACUUCAGCGAUGACAGUUUUUGCCCAUUUAAACGAUUAUAUCUUGCUGGCCAGCUUUAAUUUUCAAAAUCUGCUCAAUACAUAACACACUAGAGGUUUUGACCGAUCAUUUACUAAUAAAAUUACAGAGUUCUGUCUUCUUUUUCUUCUUUUUCUGUCUUCUUUUCCAGCAAACCUGGACAGAACAUCUCGACCUCCCAACUGAUUUGGUACAACUGUGGCUUUAAAGGAUCACUGCAAAGAACGAUCUACCAAAUAGAAAACCACCCUCCUAAACUUCCAUCAUUUCAAAUUUGCCUCUAGCCGAGACAUAAGCGUUUCAAAAGAUGCAACACAAGCAAAAUUUUGCCUUUAACAAUUAGUUCAUGCGUCAGCGUGCGUAUGUCGAGAUAUUGAGCACGCGGGAAGUUUGGAGAGCACGAAAGAGGCGUAAGAGUUGCACGAGGCGCAGCCGAGUGCAACUCUAGCCUCUUGAGUGCUCUCCAAACUUCCCAAGUGCUCAAUAACUCGACAUACGCACAGCUGCAGCAUGAACUAAUUGUUUUAUAACAUCAUCAAAGCGAUCAAUGCAUCAGUUAACUUAUAAUUUUAUUAUUGUAGGGCGCGCUCAAAGCAGUACGCGUCAAUGUUUACGUGACUAUAUUUUUUUUUCCUCACAGUUAAUCUUAUGUUUUUAUCCUGAAACUGAGAGAAAUUGUACUCUAAAAUGAUUAUAAAAUCCAUAUUUAGGUGCCGGAAAACUAUUAAUUUACCGAAAAAUUGUUAUUGAGAGAAAACAAGUUUGCAAAGAAUUAACUCACGCCAUAGCCCGCACAGCUCGCGGAGAUAACAACAACAACAACAACAACACUCACCUCUUUUCCUUACUAUCGGUUAACAAAUUCAAACGUUUCCUCUUAAAUUUCCUUAUAAAACACAUCGUAAACGCUUCCUUGUCUAUUGCUGAGUUAUGGAUGCACUCAGGAGACUCAGGAUUGCUAAGCUCACAACCACUCGAGGAAUUACGAAUAGUUUAUUGACGUCAUCAGCGUGCUCAAUAGGAAUAUGAAGCACGCUCGCGCUAUUGAAUUUGAUUAGGCGAAUUUUCUAGCUAUGUUAUAAUAUGAAUUUAUUCAUAGAGCGGUGACGUGUUCCCCGCAGCCUUUUAAAAGACUCCCUGUAUUUCUUCCUUCGCUUUGUUUCGAACAGUACUUUUGCUACUAAGAAAAAAGACUACGGUCCUCUGAAUAAAGGGCUAUUUUCUAAUUUUAAUUUUGCAGAACCACUGUUGGUAUUGAUCGAAUAUGUCCCUUAUGGCGAUCUCCUGGGUUACCUGAGAAAGAGCCGUGGAUUAAAUGACACCUAUUACAAUGACCCGGACAUCAAGCCACAAACAAAUCUGACGUCACAGCAACUGAUGAAAUUUGCUUGGCAAAUUGCCGACGGAAUGAAUUAUCUUUCAUCACGAUCGGUAAGGAUCUUUUAAAACAACUUGCAAGAUGGAGCGGAUUAAGCACCUGGGCUCCAAAUAUGUCCUUAAUUGUGUCAAUAACAAAAUGCUGGAAUCUGAUUUGUUACAGCCCAUAUUUACGGCUUAAUUUUGCUAAUUGUGACUCCAAAACUGUCCGAUUUGACCUCUCCGAUUUCCAGGAGCUUGUAAUCGGACAGGUCAAAUGGGACAGUAAACAACCAAUGAAAUUUAACCGCAUCUAGCUAAUGAAAUUUAAUUACAUAGUUCAUGAUAACCAAUCAGAAUCAAUGAAAAAUGAUGGCUUCUGUAUAGGCAGGCUUUCCAGCUUAUAAUUUCAAAUCGGCCUUGCGCGAAAUUACACGCCCAGUUACUCCCUGAAUUGUACCCUACUCAGUCCUUUUACCAUUACUAACCCGUCGUUUUACUGCCAAGAGACUUAUACAGAUGGUCUUAUUCAACUGAAUCUUCUUCCAGUAACUUACUGGCAUGAAUUUUCUCCUUAGUUUAAACCACUGAAUGUUUCAUUCUACGGUCAUUGCAGUAUUACUUACUUUGUAGUCUUGGCGAGGUUAAUAAAAACAAAUCUAAGUAGCUGGAAUAUGAUCUUCUCGGUGAGUCUAGUGCUGACUGACAUUUCGACAACCUGUGCGGUAGUCACCUUCAGAAUCAAAGUGAAUUGUAUCACGUCAAUUGAUGGUAUUGAAAUAAGGUUAAUGACCUGAUUGGUGUAUGAAGUUGUGAUGUUAUUGUUUGUCUGCCAGUUAUUGGCUAAUAUUUAGAUUUAGCCAGGGCUAAAAGCGAAGCCUCCGUUUCUAUACUUAUGGUAAAAGCAAUCAAAUUAAAGUAAUAACAUGAACUCUAAGCCAGAAAAAAAAAGAACUCUUCACAUCCUUAAGAACCUUCUUCAUCAGACACCUUUAGAGGGAGGGACUAAAUGAUUAAGAAAAAGUAUCCCGCAAACAAACCUGAAUUGAAAAAAUUGCUAAUUUGUAGGUCUCUUAAGUAGCAGCAAUUUACAGGUUACGAUUUCUAGGGUUGGUGUUUCUGUGUUUAAGGGAAGACCUCAAAGAAAAAUCAGUUCGACUUAAAGACUUUUGUCUUCCCGAAAGUCCAUUAUAUUUUCUUUUCUUUUCUUCUUUUAAACGGGCCCAGACGAACAGUUAUGUGUAGCCUUUACAUUUAUACCUCACAAUAUGUGAAAAAAAAAUUACCGUAAGGUGUAUAAUAUUUUCUCUGAGGACAGACAUAGGAAAGCAAACGAUAACCUUUUUCGCUACUAAUAACAAUAGUCAAUCUUUCACUACAAGUAUAAACGUUAAUACAGCAACUUACAACCUUUCCAAAAAAAAAAAAAAAAAAAAAAAGCCGACGAGUCUGUCUAUUUUAGAAUUGAGGAGAAUUCUUUCCUUUUUUGGAUAAGCUCACUUUUUUCAGUGAGAAUAUAAAGUCAUAAACAAACAUCUGAAAACAAACGCAGUUAACUUAAUUCAAGCGGUAUUCAGGUCAGUAUUCAGGGCACAAGUUAUGGAAAAAGAGCAGCACACUGCACACUGCAAAACUGCAGAAAUUCUUGAAUUCUACACACUGCAAAGUUCUUGAAUGGCAAGUAAUGAAUGAGAAAAUGAAUAGCAAUUCAAUGCGGAAUAUGUACAAAAACAACCCUUCAGUUUUAAUUCAAGAAAAGGCCCGUCUGAAUGUUUCUAAAAAUCUCACGAUCUGUAGUCUCAUGGUCGUUUUUUGAACUAAUGUAAUUAUGAAUGAACAAUAACAGAUAAUUAACUUAAUUUCUUGAAAUUUUUUGUUCAAAAAAGCCAUAAGUUAAUCCUUAAAAGCAAAUCGCGUAAGACAAAUUAAAUCGUUGUGUUCUCGCAAGUUAAAUCGGUCGAGCACAUGGUAAAAAAAAUCAAUUUCAAAUGCACAUUUUGUGGUUUUUCUUUCACGCCGAUGUCAAAAUGUAGAAAAAAUUCCUUUUUAAAAACGUACUUUUCUUUGAUUAUAGCGUACGGAAUGUACCUCAAGUGUCGUCAGAAACCUCGCUGCCUUGGUUGGUUCAAAACAGGCUAAGUGCUCCGAUCUGCCGUAUAGAAAACAAGGUUGAAUUCCUCGAAAGACAAUUUCAUAGCGAAAAGCUUUCGUUUCUCUUUCCAUUUGUGUCUUUUAUCGGCGUAUUUUUAAUCUUGAAAUGCAAAACUUUAGUCUUGAAAACCACAACAUCAUGAACGCGCGCCAGCCAUUUUGUUGAUGGAUGACAUUUACAAAGGUGUCCAAUCCGUUUCUUCCCUCACCCCCUAAAUGGUUGACAUGACCAUUGGACGUUUGUGGGGGGGUAUGGGUGAUUUUACUGAUUUAGUUUGUAUUGGAACAAUUUUUCCCAAACUUCUCUGGAGUUAGAAACUUUUUCCCCGACAUAUAACGGUAUAAGAUUUUUAUUUUCAGCAUUAUACGUCAUGAGCGAUUUAUUUGCAUGCUUUUUUCCUCUCGAAAUCGGUCUGCAGGACAGUUUUUCUGAAAUCACCCAUAACCCCCUCAAAAGUCAAAUGGUCGGCCCCUAAAAUCCGCCAAACACUUGGUCAGUUGACAGGUUCUGACUUGUCAGUCAUUUCUAAAGGCUUUUGAAAGAAGUGCUGGUUUCCACAUGACGUCACUAAAAUUCAAACUACAAAACUAUCGAUCCUACCGAGAUUUUACUUUCAUGAUGUAUUAGAGGAGCAGAAAACUAAUCAGUGUUUUCAUACAAAUUUUCGCUUCAAAAGGGUUCUUGGUUUUGUGAUAGAGUACGCUUGAAUUUCUAAGCUUUUGCGCGACGCGGCAAUUACAUAACGGCCAAGGGAGCUGUCAUGUACGUUAAAAAAAUGAUUUAAUUCAGGGAAACAGUUCAUGUAUUAGAAAAAGUAUUACAUUACUGUUUAUGAGUUCUUUGAAGAAUAAAUUACGCUUUCGUAGUAAAACUCGGUAACAGAUGUUUCUGUUGGUUUCCGUCCUCCAUGCGGAUGAGCACCCGCAUGGCGUCUCCAUACAAAUGUCUAUAAAUUUUGGUAAAACGUUUCUUCGAAUAUGUCGUAUACGAAAUAUUCCUCUGACCUGAAUCUUGGCGAGUGUCUUUGCAUAUUUACCUCCUUUCAUCUCCCAGAUUCUGGACUUUAUCUAUUGAACAGUUUUGAUUUUUAUUUUGAUCUAUUUUGAAUGGCGUGACACUGAAAACCAGCAAUAGAGGACAAAACUCUCUGGGGGAGAGGGGAGGAAUUUGUUUCUACUUACCCCUACCCGGAAAGUCCGUACGGACGGACGUACGGUGACGUCAUAACCAAAUUUUCUCGGAUGGAUGGUUUACCAAAUUUUAUUACCCAUUGUUCUCCGCUGCGCGCGCCUCGCGCGCGCGGAGGCUCCGCUAUGAAGACUCUAAAUGUGCUUGGCGAGUUUUGAUGUCCCUUUUCUCACGGUUACAAUCGACAUUUUAUUAAUUGUUAGUCCAGUUGUCGUUUGUCCGAUCAUUUCUCUCCUUGCUAGUUUUGCUUGAGUUCGUCAAUGAGUCAUUUGUCUUGUAAGGUGCCUUUCACUGUUGACUUCGAUUCAGCGUUGUUUGUUCUAACGAAACAAACUGUAGAAAAGGAAACUCUAAUGAUAUCUUUUCAAGACCUGAUCGAUUUGAUCAACAAAAAACUUGCAACGACUGCAGAUUGCUGCGAGGGCGAAACUCGAUGGGGCAAAAACCUGCAGAAUUGACCGAAGAAGUGAAGCGCCAAAAUGACUUCGUGUGGUUCUUUCAAACACUAGACUCCCCGUAAAUUAGUUUCGGAUCACAAAACGGUGUACCUGAAUUUUCACUUGAUACCGAGCACGAGUUUGUGUACUGAACUGCGGUCGAAAAAAUGUCCACGGUGUUUUCCUGAGAUGUGUCCGACACAGAAAGCUUCUGUUCGUGUGCAAACCUCUACAGACCUGCUAGUGUGCAAACCUCUGCAGACCGUUACAGAUUAUAUGGAAACCAGGCUAUACAAUUUACAUACAGUAAUUUAUAUUUUUUCAUACUUUGGCUACAUGUUUUGUAAUUAAAGAUCAUUCACCGAGAUCUCGCAGCUCGAAAUGUGCUGGUUGGAAAAGGAGAAACUUGCAAAGUGACUGACUUUGGAAUGGCCAUAGAGUUAUAUGGCGAAGAUAUUUAUAGGAGGAAAACAAAGGUAAGUUGUGUGGGAACAUUUGACAAUUUACGUACUUCGAUUUAGGCUCUGAAUUUCUACUACGCAGCCUGACACAGUGAUUUAGUACAUUUUUAAGAGCUGUAAAUAUAAUAUAAUUUUAAACGUCUCUGAAAAAUGAUAGAAAAACAUCCCUGCUAGAGGAGGUCUCUUUUCCCCGCAGCAAGGAAUUGAAAAAAGUGUUGUGUCUAAAGAUGGAAUCCGUGAACGAUAUAUGUGUAAGAUUUCCUUAGAAAAUCGUUUACAAAAUGUCUUAAUGGCCAACCUUGAGUAAACAGGGAAAAGUAAGUGAUGCUUCUUAUAGCCCUCGACAACGUUUCUUUGAAGUUUUCAAGUACCAUAGCCACAUUACGAAGAACCAACCCCUGAGGAAAAUAACAUAUUUCAAAUUUUCUGCAAUUGAAAACAGAAAUUGUGUGAUGCUUUAUCUUUUAACCAAUAUUUAACCCCCCCCCCUUUUUUUUUAAAUUUCUAGAGUCGUCCCCUGCCGUUAAAAUGGACAGCUUAUGAGGCUCUGCACAAUCGAAGAUAUACAAUUAAAAGCGAUGUGUACGUAAAAUUAAUAUUAUUUAUACCAAAGUAGAAUUCUUUUUUUGUAAACCCAAAAAAUAAGCUGCCAAAAUUUGGUGACAGUAUGAUCAUCUGGAGGCUAUAAGGCUACUAAGAAAUCCGUUGUUUAAGGUUUUCUGUGUGUAUUUGAUACUUUGAUUUUUUAGUAUGUGUGUAUGCACGUAUAUGUACGGUCUAUCAACAAACGAACGGAGGUAAAAACUCGCUGGAUUGGUUUAUUAAUAAUUCUUAGUUCACUGGCAACACUUAAUAAAUAGCUGUAUAGAAAGGUUAUAGAUUAUCAAAGAUUUCUCUUAAGAGAUAAUGAUGUUCUAUAACAAAAAUGGCAAAGAUUUCACCAAAAAUAUAAAAUCAGUAGGAAAAACUAUACGAGCUCUAGUUUUGAAAUAGAGAAAAUUGAAGUCAAGCAGAUAAAAUUUAGAAGGUUUUGUACUGAAGUACAGGUAAUAAAUUGUUAUAUGAAAGGACAAAAUUCCCUAACAAAAUAAUGACAAACAACUUUAAAUUACGAGAUUAUUGAUUGACUUCAAAUUUCCCGGGCAUUCAAGUGUUUUUAAUCAGUUACAUUAAGUAAGUGUUAUCCGAGAGCCUUAAUAGACCUACUCAGGCCACUUGAAGCAUGACUACCUAAUUAAAUAUCCAUAUUUUGUUCAACGAAAAAACAUGUGAGACACGAUUUUAAAUAACACGUGACAUUGCUUUGUCAAUGACGUCACAAAAAACGUUUUCCUAUACGGGGAAGGUUGCAAACCUUAAUCAAAAUGUUACAUAAACAGUGUAAAUCGUAAAUCGGUCUUGUAUGAUCGGAAAUGUUAUUUAUCCUACUAGCUAUUUAAGUAAUUAAUAAGUCACGUGACUUUUUCCCCUUAUUUACCGAGUUCCUAUAUAACCUAAACACACAUACAAGGCGAAUUUUUCAGAACCUUUUAAUAGCCUCUGUGCCCAAUGCAAAAGAACUUGCUGCUCUUUCAAUAUCCUUUCCCCAUUUUACAGUAAAUGUUUUGACCGUUAAUUGUCAAUUAUCAGUCACGUGAAGGAAAUAUGAACUUCUAAAAUGUCUCAUAUUGCUAAGGCCAUUAAGCUACAUUUGUAGUUCAAUUUUCAGGAUCGUUGAAGCAAACUGUUCUCAAUAGCAUUUUAUCAAAAUAUGCAUAUUUCAUUUAAACUAUUUAUUUACGUUUCAGACCAAAAAAAUGCUAUGUUACAAUUCUAUUAUUUUUUGAUUUUUACCAUAAUUUGCCUUCUGAUUUAUAUCAUUUUUUUCGUUUUUAAUUAGAUGGAGUUAUGGAAUUGUUCUAUACGAGAUUUUUACAGUAGGUAUGAAUGCCAUAUAACUUGUAGGUGGCUUUUAACUUGUCGCAUAUCGGGACUGGAAAACGAAAAUAGACAAUCAAUACUAUACUUUCUAAUCGUGUUUUUAGGUGGUUCGCCCUAUCCAAGGAAGCGUGGCAGGGACCUUGCUCCUUUGCUUCGUCAGGGAUACAGGAUGCCUAAACCACAGCACGUGGAUGAGAAAUUGUACAUAAAAAAUUUAAGUAGAAAGAUUUUAUUUUCUGCAUUUUCCCGCAUGUAAAUAGAAAUUGCUUUCUAUUGAAUUCAUUAACCAUGCAUUUCUUUUUUAGUACGAUAUAGCACAACCCUUUAUAUGAUAGUGAAAUAUGUCGUGAAGGUAGUGAACUAAGCAGACUAGAUCAGUCAACCUCUGUCGCAGUAUUGUUCCCACAUUGCCAGAAAUCGUGGACACUUCGCGCCCGUGAUUAAUUGUCAGCGGAAUCUCAUUUUCAAAAUGACGGACAAAAACGAUCGUAGUCAGGGAAAGCGUAUCCCCUGCGAUUUUUUAAAUAAUUUGAGCUCUGUGGAUCUGUUUUACGAAGAAAAAAGCUGGAAUAAAACACCUUGCAAGAAAAUGUUAGGUUUAUACUCGGCCGAGCGGCUGAUAGCAACAAAACAGUACGCGGAUGUACCUUUCGUGACAUUUUCGUGACAAUUUUGUUUUAAAACCAAGCCUGGUAGGCUAAUCGAGGAUUUUUGAAUGCCUGGAACCUAGUUUAUAUCCCGUGAAGCAUCUCUGGAGUUGUAGCAACAAACAAAAUGGCGAUUCGGUGAGGUUUGGAGUUGUGAAGCUUUGCCCGACCGAAAUGUGUCAUUCGCAACUAUGUCGUCCAUUACUGGACUACAGAUGGAAAACUGAGGGAAAUAAUGCGCCUUUGGAAGUAUUUUGCAGUGUCAAAAUCGUCCUUUUUACGACUGUUUAGGAAACAUCUUAGAUCGCAGAAGUGAUAUCGAGUCGUGCAAAUUUACUUCAUUGAAGGGUUUAUCCUCUAAUCGACGAGUAUUUCGCGUGACUUCGGCAAGAUUUUAAGACAAUGUAUGGAGAAAUGGAGCGUACAACGGGAGAUGAAAGUGGCCACUUCGGGAAGUAAGUAAACCUACUUCUAAUUAGCCAUUUUUAACCCAGAUGCAAAGGUUACACAGCACUUAACAUGUUUCGAGUCGUGCACCGAAGACCCGUAAGCUCAUAGUCGAUAUAUUUGAACAAGUUUCCUUAUCUCCAUACAUUUUCUUGUACGAAUUCGCAGCCAUUAUGGCUUUAGUGCGCACGCGCAAGCGCCAUCUUGUCCCUAAUUUCUGGCAAUGUUAACCCUCUUUAUCGUUUCCUUAAUGCCACAAAAAUGUAAUGCUCUCAAAAAGUCUCCUGUAAACAAGAUUGUUAAGCUGGUGAACUAUUUUAUACAUCCUUGCCCACUUUUAAUGGUGAAUAAAUUUUCCCCUCCAGUAAUAGACCACACGAACAUUUGACCACGGUUAAGGCAACACAUAAUAUCCUCUAUAUAAUUGUCCUAGCUAGGGCAACACUGAAAGCCCUGGGCCCGGUACUCGAAAGGCCUAUAACGUAGUGGGAUUAUAGCUUUCAAUCGACGAUUCCUAUUUAUUUUCCUAUAGACUGUUAGAGUAUCAUUUUGUGUUAUCAUAAGCUCCGGUCGCAUAUUCUUGGAAGAGGAAACUUUGCCUAAACUCUGGGUUAAUAUUUAACCAUCUUUAGAGGAACUGGCAUGAGCCCUGGAGAUCGGACGAACUUCCUGAAGACCUUCUUUGCCUCAGGGCUUUCAGGAAGCUUUGGUAUUUGGCACAACGUCGAUGUCCGAAGCUUGUUGGAGCAAGGGAUGGUGCAGUGGUGAGAGCGCUCGCCUCCCACCAAUGUGGCGCGGGUUCAAACCCCGGCGUCGACGCCAUAUGUGGGUUGAGUUUGUUGUUGCUUCUCUCCUUUGCUCCGAGAGGUUUUUCUCCGUGUACUCCGGUUUUCCCCUCUCCUCAGAAACCAUCAUUUCCAAAUUCCAAUUCGACCAGGAAUCAGGUAGACGAAGAACCACUUUGUGGAUGUGCUACCUCCAAAUCAUUAUUUAUUUUAUUUAUUUAUUUCUUUAUUUUAUUUGUAAUAUAAUCAUCCACGCCUACGUUAGGGUGUAAAUAUAGCAUAACCCAUCUAUUUUUGGUACACUUAACAGCUCGCCUAAUUUACCGCUACCUCAAGAUGCCCAAUGUGAUCAUUGUCUUUCGAAGAAUUAAGAUGGGAAGUUCUUAUAUUUUUCAGGUAUCAAAUUAUGAUGAACUGUUGGGAAAAAGAAUGGGAAGAUAGGCCGUCAUUUGAUACUUUAAGAACGCAACUGAAAGACAUGGAAAAUCAGCAUAAGGUAAACUAGGAUAUCUAUUAAUCAUACCGGAAUUUAUUGCGCUUCGACUGCAUCAUAUUCGCUUUUGUAACUGUCUGAUUUUUUCUAGACCACUCAAUAGCACAUAACCGUCUCAGUUUUUGAAUUUUUCUAUCUUCAGAAACUGAUCAACAUGGAUAUUUACGAAGAUGAGUUGUAUGAAGUGGUCGAAGAUUGGGAUCCAUAAACGAGUUUUCAUAACCAAUAACCUAAACUGGACAUAACUUUACGAUUUUGCAUUAGAGUGCGAGUUCAUUUUAGAGCCUUUCAACGCGUUUCAAAUUAAACUUGGAGAAAAUUGGUUGGUAACUUAUAACGUCGUCGGAAGCCUGUUUUAUACAAACGUGAUCCUAGAAUUGCUCAUUUUCUCGUUACUAGCUGAAGACCCGAUUUCCAGCAGAAUAAUGCAUGUGUCAAGGCCAAAAUUAAGUAUUUUAAUCGAUUUCCAAAGCACUGGCUCAACAUUGUCUUGAAUUGGUCUUGCUAUGAUGCCACAAAAAGGAAAAAGUUAAAGAGAAAAAAAUGUAUAUUUACGCCAGAGUUUUUGCAUUAAUGUUCAUAAAAUAGUUUUCCUUACAAUUUGUACUAUAAUAUAAACCUAACUGAUUUUUUUUACAAUGCUAUUGCACGUUAGGAGUUAAAGCGACAUUUGUUGGCUUCACCGUAGAAGCGAAGUUAGUCUCAAGUAAGCCCUUCAUUCAAGUGCACUUGGAAAUCCUAUGUCUCUCUGU
This is a messenger RNA of Porites lobata, 43112 nucleotides long. NCBI's taxonomy places the organism in Eukaryota, Metazoa, Cnidaria, Anthozoa, Scleractinia, Poritidae. The record is from the annotation of a GenBank genome assembly.